CAAUGUUUCUCUCUUGUGAGGAGGUCCCAGCAAUCACUGACCAGGUUUAUUCACCUCGCCAGUUCUGCUGCAUCAGGUGCCUCAAAAAUAUUCAUUGGCAGUGAGAAUGUGCCUCGGUGUGUGCAGUAAUAGCACAGUUUCAUGUGUGUGAGGUGGCAAAAAAUGAUAGAAGACUGGAGCCCAUUCAGGACAGAAGUAUGACACGACUCUAUGGUCAUAAUAUGAUGGGCUAUAACUAUAACCAGCAUGGCUACAACAAGCUCUUCGCACAGGGCUCGGGGGAUUCGAAUUACAGCCAGCCGUCGUCAGACCUCAGCCUGGACGAGGAACGAGAGGUGGUUCGGAGGGAAACCGAACGACAGGCCCUGUCCCAGCUUGAGAAGGCGAGGCACAAACCGGUGGCGUUUGCCGUGCGGACGAACGUGGCAUACGACGGGACCCUGGACGACGACUCCCCUGUCCACGGCACGGCCAUCUCCUUCGGCGUCAGGGACUUCCUCCAUAUCAAGGAGAAAUAUGAUAACAACUGGUGGAUCGGGCGAUUGGUGAAGGAAGGCUGUGACGUGGGUUUCAUUCCAUCCCCGGUGAAGCUGGAGACGUUGAGACUGCAGCUGGUCUCCCAAGCCAAGGGCUCUUCCCGGCCCUACUCGAGCAAGAGUUCCUCGGCGGGGAACCUGGGAGCCUUGGGAGUGGGAGAUGUCCUCGGAAACAGUAAGGGUGGGCCGGGGAGCUCCUCUCGGGGGUCCACACCACCCACUCCUGCAGGCAUGGAUGUGGAGCCAAGUGCCCUGGACUCAAAUUUGGGUGAAGAUUCUGAUUCGUUGAGCAAUUCCAAGACAGGGAAAUUGACGACACCAGGGAAGGAGAAGCGGAAGCCUUUCUUUAAGAGGCAGGAGAAUAUCCCACCUUAUGAUGUUGUCCCUUCCAUGAGACCUGUUGUCCUUGUUGGUCCCUCACUCAAGGGUUAUGAGGUCACUGACAUGAUGCAGAAGGCUCUUUUUGACUUCCUCAAGCAUAGAUUUGAGGGCAGAAUCAUCAUCACAAGAGUGACAGCAGACAUCUCCUUGGCCAAACGAUCUCUGCUGAAUAAUCCUUCCAAGAGAGCCAUCAUGGAGCGCUCGAACUCUCGUUCAACCUGCUUAGCUGAGGUCCAGGGCGAGAUAGAGCGAAUAUUUGAGCUUGCCCGCACUCUCCAGCUGGUGGUACUCGACUGUGAUACAAUCAAUCAUCCCUCCCAGCUGGCCAAGACCUCCUUAGCCCCCAUCAUUGUGUACUUGAAGAUUUCUGCUCCAAAGGUGCUUCAACGCUUGAUCAAGAGUCGUGGGAAGUCCCAGAGUCGGAACCUUAAUGUCCAGCUGGUGGCAGCUGAAAAACUGGCUCAGUGUUCCCCAGAUCUCUUUGACAUUGUGCUGGACGAAAAUCAGCUCGAAGAGGCAUGCGAACAUAUGGCAGAAUGCCUUGAGGCAUAUUGGAGGGCCACCCACCCAUCAGUGAUGUCCAAUGCCACUCAUGACCCUCAUGACCUAUCGGCAGGGUCUGAUCCUCACAGUCGUGGCACUCCACCUCCAAGAGUUGAGAGUUCUGGCCAAAUACGCCCCCAUCCAGCCCCUGGUGGAUUUGCAGGGAGGCGGGCAUCAGCACGAAUGCCAUCAUCAUCCAUGGACCAAGACGCAGGUUCGUCUCUGGGCUCAGUGAACCGGACGAGUGAACCUAGGAGGCAGUUGCCACAGCCUCCCGUCCCAGAUGAUUAUUAUGUGGAACCACGGGCAACCUACCGCCGCCCUUUCCUACCCUUUGCUCCUGAUCAUGAUUAA
Darwinula stevensoni is the source of this 1814-nucleotide messenger RNA. The record is from the annotation of a GenBank genome assembly. Lineage: Eukaryota; Metazoa; Arthropoda; Ostracoda; Podocopida; Darwinulidae.